AUUGAGAAAUGAUAAUUUGAAUAUGUAUAAGUAUUCGAUAGAAGUAUUUGUGCCGCGCAGCUCGGUCCUAAUGGAUGUGUAAUCAUACGCAACCGUGGUGUUCAUUGGUUGAAUGUUUGGAAUUAAGUUUGUGAUCAUUCAACAACACAGACUCCUUGAUCAAUUAUUGAGCAGGACUGUGUCAGAUUUUGUCCAUACGUGAUUGCUGGUGUAUCUGUGUUCUUUGAUAGACUUUGAUCCGAAGUUACGUGGAACGUAAUGGAGAUAACUUACAUCAACUUCCAGUGACGUCACUCUUCGAACAUUCUACUUCCGGUUAAAGAGCUCGUGAUAAAGUCAUUAACGUUUCCGUCCUCAUUUAUGAGCAUGAUUUCAAUAUUAUUUCAUAUGAAACUUGUCGAUGAUUGCUUCUACAACAUAAGAGAUUACAGGGAUAUUUAAACGACAAUAUUGCUUGUUUACACUCUUCAAUAACAGUAUAGCUUGUGGAAACUAUUAACAACAACUAUUAACGGAGGGUCAGUAAUGAUAGAAUGGAAAUAGUCAUUUUUUUCGUCAUACGAGGCAUUAUGUUUACAACAAAUAUUUAGCUGCGAUACAUAAGCGGUGUUACCUCCAAAUAACGAGAAUGUAUGCCACAGUGUACAACAAUACUGCCAGCCACGAGCUAAGGCUCGCGAACCUGAACUCGCAAUUUGCUCUCUCCCUCAUUGUGAUUGAUAUUAUUCUCGGGUUCUAUUUCGUGUUUGGAGUUUUAGGAAACGCCAUUGUUAUUUACAUAUACAGCUUCCGUCUACGGGUAAAGUUAGAUGAUAAAUUUUUCAUCCUCGUUCUUGCUAUCAUGGACAUCAUCGUUUGCGUCACAGGUCCCUCUUUCUGCAUUGUGCGCAACGUGUUCCCAAUUUACAUGGAUAUGGACCUCAUCUGUAAGAUGUCAUGGUUUUUCACGCGCAACAUGAAUGGAGCGUCCGGUCUGUUAAUUCUCGUGAUCGGGCUUCAGCGAUUCCUGAAGGUGUGCCGACCAUUUGGAAGACAGAUGACGAAAAAAUACAAAGUAAUGGCUCUGAUAGGGACAAUCUGUGUUACAAUCGUCAUCCAUACACCUCUAUUUAUAUUUUACGGCAUCACCGAAGUUCCGUUUAAAGACAAAGGCAUAACAGGAAGACGGUGUGGGCUUAUUCACGGACAAAGUGAAACGCUUGAUUUCUAUGGAAAAUUCUACUUGUAUUUUAUGUUUGCAAGCGCUGUAUUGACCAUGAUCGGAAUAUGCAGUUUCUAUGUCGCAACAGGUAAAAAGAUCUACAUGCACAUUAAACGUAUCGGAGAAAUGCCUGCAACGCACGCUUCUUUUGACACCAAUUCAACUCAUGACACAGGUGUGAAGUCGGACCAUGAACCAGAUUUAUCUACGAGGCGUAAAUCGUCCAAGAACAUCAACAUUCGGGAUGUAAAUCGUCGUAGAUCUACAAGCGCUUCCGUUCGCUCCAAAAAGACGCCAUUUUCUGUACACAGGUAUUCGAUCAUGUUCCUGAUAAUCUCUCUACUCUGUGUGCUUACCUAUGUUCCUGCCCUCGCCACCAAUCUGGCCGUCGAUGUGGACUCCGUGGAGUUCUGGACAGAAUUUUCCGAUACGGAGAGACAAGUGUACCUAUUCGUGUUCCAGAUGUAUCUUUUAAAUCAUGUUGUCAAUCCAAUCAUUUACACCUGUUUUGAUACUAAGUUCAGACACAAAGUAAAGGAGAUAUUUUGUUAGCUAUGACGUUUUACGGAAUAUAGUGUCUAUCGACAGAACAUAGCCAGUCAAAGAAAUUGUUUGGAUUUAAGCAAUCCUUACCAAGGUAAUCACUUGUGCAUAACUUAAUGUUAUAAUACCUAGAAACUUUAGCCAUCCUCUCAGUCCUUUGUACCGUUAUUUUUAAUGAAGCUUGUCUUUUAAUGAUUAUCAUGUUUUUCUUAUGUGGUUCAUUUGCACUUUAUUUGUGGCAUACCGUAUCUAUUACCACAUUAUUUAGGUGCAUCAUGUGUGAUUAUCUUCAGUUUUAUUUUUCCGUAAAUGUAGCUUAACAAAAAUAGUCCUUAUUAGGAAUGUUGCGGAUGUUGAAAUCUGAACAAACGGGGUUUUAAUACCGAUGUAAACCGAAGUAGACAAGCUCUAUUGAGAAUUUACAGACUAGCACAGGACCCAGUUACUAUAUGUAUUCAUUUGCACAGGGCUUAGUCAUUAUCAAUGGCAAUUAGCAUAAGGACCUUCUAAAUUGUGAUCAAAGGUACAGCGGCCUGACGGACCUGUGACCUUUAGCACAGGGCCUGUCAGUAUCCGUGUUCAUUAGCACAGAGUUGGGAUGCAUAUUAGCCCAGUUGUAUUUAUCUGGGUAAGCAUAAUGUUAAAUACGUCUUAUUUUCUUUUUAACAUCAGUACUUGUGAAUACAUAAUGUUUGAGGGUGAUCUUUAAAAUCGAGGACAUGUAUAUUUUGUAUUCUGAUUUUAUUAACUGAUACUAGUUUUACGUUAGCGUGUCUUGUUAUGAAGUUUGUCCUCAUUUUUAAAUUUCGACAUUUUUCUACCCAAAACUAGUUUUGUUUUUUGUUUGUUUUGUUUUUGCUUAUUAAAUAGAUUUAUUUUCUCUAAACCAGGGAUGUCCUGCUCAUACACUUAUAAACAAAAGCAAGGUCAAAGAGACUAAGUUCAAAGGUGAAGGUAACAAAAGGUCAUGAAACAUGCUGUCUCCAAAGAGUUCAAAGUCACAAGAAUAUCGUGUAACAUGUUCUGUCCAUUAAGGCACUUAAACAUGUGAAGUGGAGUGAAAACAACUGCAGCACCAAGUCCAUAACUGACCAAAAUGCAAAGUCACAGAGAGGUCAAGAUAUGUGGUUGCGUGAUCCUACGUGUUGUAGAGUCCAUAAUUGACCUUAACGCAAAAAAUGUAACCAAAGUUUCAGAGGUCAAGGUCAAGGGUCGAGGUCACGACAAUGCCAUACAACUUGUUCUACUCAUAAUUGUUCAUAAGCACGUUAACUUUAGUGGGACUAGCGUCAGUACUCCGUUCAUAAUUCUUCUAAACGAAACUAUUCAACCGGCUUCUGCAUACUCAACUGGCUUCUGCAUACUCAACCGGCUUCUGCACGUACAGUACGGACAAGGGUAACACUAUAUGACCCGCAUCACUUCGAGACGGGGCAUUUCUACCACAUCUGCUCAAUUUAGAAUUCUUCCGCGAUAUGUAAUUCUAAAAUGGAUGUUAACUUAUUACAGGUGGUCAGCUUUACGAACCCUCAGAAAUGGUUAAAAUCGAACAAUAUCAAAACAUUUAAAGUAUAUUGAAUAAAAUGUGUGUAUGGACUGUAAAUGGUACGUGUUUUUUGAAUAAUUGAUAACAAACGUACCACCUCAACCAAUUUCCUACGCGGCCUUAAAUCGGAAUUUGUAGUACAACGAUGUCAAUCAACGGACAAGUGUCAAGUCAUGUUGUAAAAAGAAGUUCCAAAACUUGUCAUCGUUGUAAAGGUUUAACAACCGCGCUAAAUUUCAACCCAAUGGUAAGUCAUAUCUAAAGACCCUAAUUAAGCAUUGGAACUCAGAUGUGUAGUUUUGGCAAGUUGAACUUGUACUUUUGUUAUUAAAAUGGUACAUGGGGACGAUAUAUAGUCUGUUUACAUUUUUCGUGAUAAAGGACAUUUAAUGUAUGGCUAUGUUUACGUCAUACUCUGAACUGUCACUGUACCCAAAAACGGGACAUUUUUACGAUGAAUCAAUUCCAAAAUGUUUGUUCGCUUUUCAUUUUACGACACGUGAUUCUAUAAAUAGAACGCUAAAUUCUAUCAGGGUCAUGUAGGCCCUUGAACAGGUGUAACUGUACCCAGAAAUGGUCUUUUGACUAACAUUUGGUGAUAAACAAUAUCAGCAGAAAAUAACACACAUUUCAUAUAAU
Messenger RNA from Mizuhopecten yessoensis (Yesso scallop), 3929 nucleotides. RefSeq names its product opsin Rh4-like. NCBI's taxonomy places the organism in Eukaryota, Metazoa, Mollusca, Bivalvia, Pectinida, Pectinidae. The coding region runs from base 629 to 1753 and encodes 374 amino acids. The record is from RefSeq and is a predicted model, not a curated record. Gene Ontology annotation, cellular component: membrane. Gene Ontology annotation, molecular function: G protein-coupled receptor activity. The transcript has a single exon. Gene Ontology annotation, biological process: G protein-coupled receptor signaling pathway.